GUCCUCUCGCCGAGUCCGUUCCAUGCCGCUCCCAAGCGCCGGAGGGGGGCGGGGGCGGAUGGGAAACGGGGCUGAGUUGAGAGAGGCGGCCUGCUUUGGGGACCGGGGGUAGCUUUGACCACCGGGAUGACUUUGCUGCACCACCUUCGCAGCGGCGACCGUCGCGACUGAAAGACAGGGCUUCAUCUUCCUCCUCCUCCUCAGCCGUUGCCAGGCGAAGUGAGAGGGCGGGUCCGAAGGGGAGGGACCAGCCGAUGGACCAGCCGGGCCUGGAGCUGAGCCCAGAGGAGCUGCUCUUCGGAAAGGCCUCGCAAAAUGUGGGCGUAGCGUGGAGGCGAAGCAGCCCCUAGUCUUGCCGGGCCCAGGGCCCCUCAUCGCCCGUCGGAAGGCGCUGAGGGGGGAGCGCCUGGACAGGCGGAUGCCGCCGCAGCUGCCCAGAGUCUGAGGCGGCGGCUCUUUCCUCCUCCUCCUCCUUUCCUCCUCCUCGGCUUUCCUCUCCGCCUCGCUCGGCCUCUCCCUCCUGCCUUGACCGACCAGCCGCUCGGCUCUCUCUCCUCACCCGCCGCCACCAUGUCGGCCAAGGUGCGGCUGAAGAAGCUGGAGCAGCUGCUGUUGGAUGGGCCCCGGCGCAACGAAAGCGUCCUGAGCGUUGAGGCGCUGCUGGAUCUCCUGGUCGGUCUCUACACCGAGUGCAGCCGCGACUCACCGCUUCGCAGGGACAGGCUCGUCUCCGACUUCCUCGAUUGGGCCAAACCAUUUACACAGUUGGUGAAGGAAAUGCAGCUUCAUCGAGAUGACUUUGAAAUCAUAAAAGUCAUUGGCAGAGGUGCAUUUGGUGAGGUUGCAGUUGUAAAAAUGAAGUGCACAGAGCGCAUUUAUGCAAUGAAAAUCCUAAAUAAAUGGGAAAUGCUCAAAAGGGCAGAGACUGCUUGUUUUCGAGAAGAGAGAGAUGUUUUGGUGAACGGAGACUGCCAAUGGAUUACAACAUUGCACUAUGCUUUUCAAGAUGAAAACUAUUUGUAUUUAGUAAUGGACUACUAUGUGGGUGGUGAUUUGUUGACAUUGCUUAGCAAGUUUGAAGACAAGCUUCCUGAAGAUAUGGCCAGGUUCUACAUUGGUGAAAUGGUUCUUGCUAUUCAUUCUAUUCAUCAGCUGCAUUAUGUGCACAGAGAUAUAAAACCGGACAAUGUUUUAUUGGAUGUGAAUGGCCAUAUACGUUUGGCAGAUUUUGGAUCCUGUUUAAAGAUGAGCGAGGAUGGCACUGUACAAUCUUCAGUUGCAGUGGGCACCCCUGAUUAUAUUUCCCCUGAAAUACUGCAAGCAAUGGAGGAUGGCAUGGGAAAAUAUGGACCUGAAUGUGAUUGGUGGUCCCUAGGUGUCUGCAUGUAUGAAAUGUUAUAUGGAGAAACACCUUUUUAUGCAGAGUCACUGGUGGAAACCUAUGGGAAGAUUAUGAAUCAUGAAGAGAGGUUCCAGUUUCCAUCCCAUGUUACUGAUGUAUCUGAAGAAGCAAAAGACUUAAUCCAGCGACUUAUCUGCAGUAGGGAACGUCGUCUGGGGCAGAAUGGAAUAGAAGAUUUCAAAUCGCAUGCAUUUUUUGAAGGACUCAGUUGGGAUAAUAUCCGAAAUUUAGAAGCACCUUACAUUCCAGAAGUUAGCAGUCCUUCAGACACAUCAAAUUUUGAUGUAGAUGAUGAUAUAUUGAGAAACCCUGAAAUGAUACCACCUGGUUCUCAUACCGGGUUUUCUGGAUUGCAUUUACCUUUUGUUGGCUUUACAUACACAACAGAAAGCUGUUUCUCUGAUAGAGGCUCACUAAAAAGUGUAAUGCAGUCCAGUAGCAUAACCAAAGAUGAGGAUGUGCAACGUGACCUGGAGAAUAGCUUGCAAAUAGAGGCAUAUGAGAGGAGAAUACGAAGACUGGAACAGGAAAAGCUGGAACUGAGUAGAAAGUUGCAAGAAUCCUCCCAGGCUCUUCAGUCGCUUCAUGGUUCUGCUCGCCUAACAGUGAACACGAAUAGGGAUAAAGAAAUAAAAAAGCUAAAUGAGGAAAUUGAGCGCUUGAAAAAUAAAAUAGCAGAUUCAAAUAGGUUAGAACGGCAGCUUGAAGAUGCAGUGACAUUGCGACAGGAACAUGAAGAUUCUACCCACAAGUUAAAAGGCCUUGAAAAGCAAUGCAGGAUACUAAGGCAGGAGAAGGAAGAUCUUCAUAAGCAACUCCUUGAGGCAUCUGAAAGAUUAAAGACACAGUCCAAAGAAUUAAAGGAUGCUCAUCAACAAAGAAAGCUAGCAAUGCAGGAGUUCUCAGAACUGAAUGAGAGGAUGGCAGACUUGCGUUCUCACAAGCAGAAACUCUCUCGACUGCUCCGUGACAAAGAGGAAGAAGUGGAAGUGUUCAUGCAGAAAAUGGACUCUGUGAGACAAGAAAUGCGUAAAUUGGAAAAAGCAAGGAAAGAGCUAGAAACACAACUUGAUGAUGCACUGGCAGAAGUAUCAAAAGAGCGCAAACUUAGAGAAUAUAGUGAGAAAGCAUCUAAGCAGCUGGAAAGUGAACUGGAAACACUAAAGGUGAAGCAGGGAGGACGGGCUGCAGGAAUGGCCAUGCAGGAGCAUCAGCAGGAGUUGGCCAAAGUGAACUCAGAACUUCAGAAUAAAAUCUCAUUUUAUGAAGAAGAGUUGGUCAGGCGAGAAGCUUCCCAUGUCUUGGAAGUAAAAAAUGUGAAAAAAGAGGCACAUGGUUUAGAAAGCCAUCAGCUUGCACUUCAGAAAGAAAUCAUGAUAUUAAAAGAUAAACUGGAUAAGGCAAAAAGAGAGAAGCACAGUGAGAUGGAAGAAGCUGUGGGAACUCUAAAAGAGAAAUAUGAACGAGAGAGAACUAUGCUGUUUGAAGAUAACAAGAAAUUAACAACUGAAAAUGAAAAGCUUUGUUCCUUUGUCGAUAAAUUGACAUCACAAAACAGACAGUUAGAGGAUGAGCUUCAGGAUUUGGCAGGAAAAAAGGAAUCUGUGGCCCAUUGGGAAGCUCAGAUUGCAGAAAUCAUUCAGUGGGUGAGUGAUGAAAAAGAUGCACGUGGCUAUCUUCAGGCACUAGCUUCUAAGAUGACAGAAGAACUCGAAUCUUUGAAAAGCUCUAGUCUGGGAUCAAGAACGCUGGAUCCACUCUGGAAAGUAAGACGUAGCCAGAAACUAGAUAUGUCAGCAAGGCUGGAAUUGCAGUCUGCUCUUGAUGCUGAAAUACGUGCCAAGCAGCUAGUCCAAGAAGAAUUAAGGAAAGUUAAAGAUGCCAACCUGUCCUUUGAAAGCAAACUAAAGGAAUCUGAAGCAAGAAAUUUGGAACUCUUGGAAGAAGUUGAAGGUUUAAAGAAGAAACUGGAGGAAAAAUACCGGUCUGAUGCAGGUCUUAAACUUUCAGAUUUCCAAGAUUCCAUUUUUGAAUACUUCAAUACUUCUCCUCUUGCACAUGAUCUGACUUUCAGAACAAAUUCUGUUAGUGAGCAGGAGGCACAAGGUACAAAGACAGAGGUCUCACCAUCAACUUCUGUUGCAAGUGCAGAACAGCAGCAGCAAGAAGAACCAAUUCGGCUUCAGAGGAUGCCUGCUGCUCCCUCCCCCACCAUUCAGUCCAUUUCUCUAGCUGUACCAAAGCCUAAAGCUCAUCAACUAAGUAUCAAAUCCUUUCCAAGCCCAACUCAGUGCAGCCACUGUACAUCUCUCAUGGUGGGAUUGAUUAGACAGGGUUAUGCUUGUGAUGUGUGUUCGUUUGCAUGCCACGUUUCCUGCAAGGACAGUAUACCGCAAGUCUGUCCUAUACCUCCAGAGCAAGCCAAGAGACCCCUUGGAGUAGAUGUUCAAAGAGGCAUAGGAACAGCUUACAAAGGCUAUGUUAAGGUUCCAAAACCAACAGGAGUGAAGAAAGGAUGGCAGCGGGUCUAUGCUGUUGUCUGUGACUGUAAACUCUUCCUCUAUGAUGUGCCUGAAGGGAAAUCCACUCAGCCAGGAGUUGUUGCAAGUCAAGUUCUGGAUCUCAGAGAUGAAGAAUUUUGCGUGAGUUCUGUCCUAGCAUCGGAUGUUAUACAUGCAAACCAGAAAGAUGUUCCUUGUAUAUUCAGGGUGACAGCUUCUCUCUUAGGCUCUCCUUCAAAGACCUGCUCCCUGCUGAUCCUAACAGAAAACGAAAAUGAGAAGCGAAAGUGGGUUGGAAUUCUAGAGGGAUUGCAAUCUAUUCUGCACAAAAAUAAACUCAGAAACCAAGUUAUACAUAUUCCACAGGAAGCUUAUGACAGUACACUGCCCUUCAUUAAAACUAGCCUAGCUGCUGCUAUUAUAGAUCGAGAUAGAAUAGCACUUGGCUCAGAAGAAGCCCUGUAUGUCAUAGAGAUCACCCGUGAUGUGAUUGUUCGAGCUGCUGAUUGCAAGAAGGUCUACCAGAUAGAGCUUGUUCCCAAAGAGAAAAUAAUUAUUCUUAUUUGUGGUCGGAAUCAUCAUGUUCACUUGUAUCCUUGGUCCUCCCUGGAUGGAUCUGAAAGCAGCUUUGAUGUCAAACUUCCUGAAACAAAAGGCUGCCAGUUCAUUACAACUGGAAUGCUGAAGAAGAGCUCUUUAGCAAGUUUGUUUGUGGCAGUUAAGCGACAGGUUCUCUGCUAUGAGAUUCACAGAACUAAACCUUUCCAUAAAAAGUUCAGUGAAAUCCAAGCUCCUGGCCAUAUACAAUGGAUGGCUGUGUUCAAAGACAGGCUUUGCGUCGGCUACCCAUCUGGUUUCUCUUUAUUGAACAUCCAAGGGGAUGGACAGUCUAUAAACCUGAUAAAUUCCAAUGAUUCUUCACUUGCAUUCCUCUCACAACAGUCUUUUGAUGCCCUUUGUGCUGUGGAGCUCAGCAGUGAGGAAUACCUACUUUGCUUCAGCCAUUUGGGAAUAUAUGUUGAUGCACAAGGUCGAAGGUCACGCAUGCAGGAACUAAUGUGGCCCGCAACUCCUGUUGCCUGUAGUUGCAAUCCAUUCUAUUUAACCGUGUACAGUGAAUAUGGGGUUGACAUUUUUGAUGUUAAUACUAUGGAAUGGGUUCAGACUAUCGGUUUAAGAAAGAUCCGACCUCUGAAUGUUAAUGGCACAUUGAACCUCCUUAGCUGUGAACCUCCUCGGCUAAUUUAUUUCAAGAACAAGUUUUCAGGAGGAGCUGCUCUUAGUGUGCCAGAAACGUCUGACAACAGCAAAAAGCAAAUGCUUCGUACGAGAAGCAAAAGAAGAUUUGUCUUUAAAGUUCCUGAGGAAGAAAGAUUACAGCAAAGACGAGAGAUGCUCCGAGACCCUGAGCUGAGAUCCAGAAUGAUUUCCAACCCCACCAAUUUCAACCAUGUGGCUCAUAUGGGACCAGGAGAUGGGAUGCAAGUGCUCAUGGAUCUGCCACUGAAUGAAUUUCCUUCCCCUUCAUCCUCCCGACAUUCUGCUCUGAUAUCAUCUCCAACAGGCUUUGAGCACGUCUAUCACAUGAGCCCUAUCUCUGCUGAUCUCUUUCUCCAGAGUGACCAUUCUUCCUCACUGCUUUUCUCCUCUUCCUGCCCCUCCUCUGCUUCUGUAGCAAGGGGUGGUUUACCUUCUUCACAAGAUGAAAAGGCUUGUCCGCCAACAAGCAACAUUUCACGUCAAGCACCUCACAGAAAUAAAAGCUACAUUUCAUGGCCAUCUUCAAGUGGCAGUGACCAGGGAGCAACCAUGCCCUUGCGAAGUAUGUCUGAUCCAGACCAGGAGUUUGACAAAGAGCCUGAUUCGGAUUCUACCAAACACUCGACUCCUUCCAACAGCUCUAACCCAAGCAGCCCCCCGAGUCCCAACUCUCCCCAUAGGAAUCAGCUUACACUAGAUGGAUUAGACCAAUCAACCUGUGAUGCAUAGCACUACGGUUCUCUACACCCCUUGUCCCAUUUGGGAUUGUCUGCUACAUCAUGGAGCAUCAACAGCAGGACAUCUGUCUCCAACAACAGUGCCAAGACCGAUGCUUAAUUUUUAGGGUUGCACAAAAGUAAAUUCCUGUAUCUAGAUUGUAGAUUUGAUGGCAUAAAAAGGAGGCAAGAUAUCUUUAUUGCUAUAGUAACUGAAUUGUUUUUUAAUGCAAAUUGUUCACUCUUAAACUUAAGGCGGAUCCAUUUCUGCACAGUUGUGAUAGUCUCAUGACAUACAGUAAAGGCUACUGAUAAAGUCUUCAUACUUAAGCUGAAAAGAAAAGAGAUGCUUAUAGUUUUUACUACUAUACAGUACCAGGAAUAUUAUUUUUCUAUAGGAUGAUAUAAUGUCUCAUUAUCAGGAAAUCCUUUUUAGAAAAAAAUCCAGACCUUUGGGUAUGAAGUAAAAGCAGCCAAGUUACAUCUUUGGCUAAAUAUAUUCUAAAUAUAUUCUUUUUUUCCCAAAGUUUAGAAGAAUGAUAGGAAGUUGUAGGGCCAUUUCCAGCUUCAGUAGAAUAAAACAGGAAAAUGAAAACAGAAGUUCUAGAUUGUGGCCUUUUAACUUACUUAGCCAUUACAUAUGUUCUCCGCUGUAUAAAUGUCUUUCUACUGAUAUUAUAGUCAUGUACAUAAAGGUCUUACCAGAAAUGUUUUAUCCUUACCCUGCUUUUUUAGAUCUGAUUAGCUAGGACAGGGCUUUUUUUUAAAACAACAUACUGCUGGAAAACAGAUUUUAUUCUGUUUUUCCUGGAGUCCAUCUUCUCAAACAUUUUUGUAAGUUUUCUUGGAUUUUUUUUUCCAGUGUAAAAGAUAACACUACAUUUUUAAAAAUUUUACUAGCCAGCAUUCUCUUGAGAUUGCUCCCUUGAUGGCUGCUUGUAUGAAGGGAUUGUGUAGUAAUAAAUCACUUAUGAUUUUUAUUGGUAACCAAAGUGGAAGCAUAGAAGGGUGUGUAUAUGAGGGUACCUCGUCUUCUUUCCCCAGUUCCCUGAAUUCAUUAUAUCCUCACCUGCAUGAUGACCCCAACCCCAUGAUUGCCCACUAAAAGUAUUGAAUGUGUAGGGGAGAAAAUGCACAGCACAUUCCUGUAUAUUUUGCAGCAGUGACAUAUUACGUGUAUAUUUAAUCUCAUGCUUCCAUGUAUUAUACAUUUAGUAACCCUACCUACCCACCUACCCUAGUGAUCAAGUUUCAUUUAAAAGCGUGUAAUUAAUUCUAUGGCUGGCAUAUUCAGUUUGUCAUUGUCACACUAGUGUGCCUUCUGUGCCAAUUUGAUGACAGUUGGAUGUCAAUUGUUUUAAAAUCUGGUUCCCAUGGGCUAAUGCUAUACCAAUGGCUAACACUCUUUCCUGAGAUACUGUCUAGGACAUGCACUUAUCUCUAGUUUAAACCAGGUGGUUCUAGUCAACAUUUAAUCCUGUUUCAUUAAGUGUUUGACAAUAUUUGCUCUUUCUCAAAUUCUUGAUUAAGAAAGCUCAGUUUGAGCUGGACACUACUGCUUUGGGGGUUUUCUGGUUUUUACUCUUUUUUUUAAAUGUCUGUCUCAAGUCUUUGUAAUUAUUGAAUUGUGAGAACAUUUUUGAACAAUUUACUUGUCAAUAAAGCAGAAGAGGGAUGUUUUAAAAAGUU
Candoia aspera is the source of this 7568-nucleotide messenger RNA. RefSeq names its product CDC42 binding protein kinase beta (gene CDC42BPB). Gene Ontology annotation, biological process: actomyosin structure organization; peptidyl-threonine phosphorylation. The record is from RefSeq and is a predicted model, not a curated record. Gene Ontology annotation, molecular function: protein serine/threonine kinase activity; ATP binding. Bases 571 to 5892 code for a protein of 1773 amino acids. Gene Ontology annotation, cellular component: cytoskeleton; cytoplasm. Lineage: Eukaryota; Metazoa; Chordata; Lepidosauria; Squamata; Candoiidae. The transcript has 38 exons.